This is a messenger RNA of Talaromyces proteolyticus, 1500 nucleotides long. Its product is annotated as phosphatidyl synthase. NCBI's taxonomy places the organism in Eukaryota, Fungi, Ascomycota, Eurotiomycetes, Eurotiales, Trichocomaceae. The transcript has a single exon. Bases 1 to 1500 code for a protein of 499 amino acids. Gene Ontology annotation, cellular component: mitochondrion. The record is from RefSeq and is a predicted model, not a curated record. Gene Ontology annotation, biological process: glycerophospholipid biosynthetic process.
AUGCCUCGCUUCGACGACUCCGACUUUGGGGCCGACUUGGCUCAGGUGCGUUCUCCUCGCGACAGCCGCCCCAGCGUCGUCACCACGGCCCCUGUCGCCCCUGAUGGCACCAUCAUCCCCAUCCCCGCAGACGCUCCUCAUCUAGGCCACCGAGACAGCGAUGUGGUCGAGGUGCCUGCAACCCGCAGCUCCAUCAGUGACGCGGCCCAGUACAUGCACAACCUCAGCCUGUCACCCUCCAUGGUGGACAGGCGUAGCUCCCGCAACUCGUUCGGCACCUCGCUGCCCAUCCCACGCUCCCCCCGCCGAUCGCGUCUGUCCUCAGUGGUCUACGCAGAUGGCGCCAGGGGAAUCCCGCCUGUCGUGUCCAGAGACAUUCUGGCGUCCCAGGUCCAGGACAUGGCCAAGGAAAAGGUGCAGGCCGCCAAGAACAUGGCAUUUGCUUUCGACAUCGAUGGUGUGCUGGCUCACGGCAACCACGCCAUCCCUGAAGCCCGCGAAGCUCUCAAGAUGCUGAACGGAGACAACGAACUGGGCAUCAAGAUCCCCUACAUUUUGCUCACCAACGGUGGUGGAAAGCCAGAGUCGGAGCGCUGCGAGCAGUUGUCUCAGAUCCUGGAAAGCCCCAUCUCAGUCGACCAAUUUAUCCAAUCCCAUACCCCUAUGCAAGCCUUGGCCCAGUACUACGAUACCGUCUUGGUGCUCGGUGGUGAGGGCGUCAAAUGCCGUGGCGUUGCUCAAAGCUACGGAUUCAAGGCCGUUUACACCCCCAAGGAUGUGCUCGCCUGGAACCAAGAAAUCUCUCCUUGGCGUUGCUUCUCCGAGGAGGAUCGCGCUCAAUCCCUCCCCGUCGACUUUUCUCGUGUCAAGUUUGAUGCUAUUCUUGUUUUUGCAGAUUCACGCGACUACGCCACCGACUUCCAACUCAUUAUCGAUCUUCUCUUGUCUGAAAAUGGAUACUUGGGCACCAGGUCCAAGAACCCAGGUGCCGGCAGCAUUCCUUGCUACUUUUCUCAGGGCGAUAUGGUCUUCCCCACUGCAUACAAGGGACCUCCGCGUAUGACCCAGGGUGCUUUCCGCAUCUCCAUCGAGGCCAUGUACAAGGCUCUGACUGGUGUCGACUUGGAACGGGUGGUCUACGGCAAGCCUGAAUUGGCCACGUACAAGUACGCCGACGAGGUUCUCAAGUCCUGGAUGGAGGAAAUCCACAACGAGAACAAAAUCCCUCAGAAUGUGUACAUGGUCGGUGACAACCCCGCCUCCGACAUCAUUGGUGGCAACAUGUACGGCUGGAACACGUGUCUCGUGCGUACCGGAGUCUUCCAGGGCAAGGAGGGCGAGAAUGACCCUAACAGUCCCGCCAACUUUGGUGUGUUCGACCACGUUUUGGAUGCCGUCAAAGCGGCCGUGCGAAAAGAACUGGGCAAGGAAUUCAAGUUCAAGUGGAACGAAAAAGUCAACCCGGUGCUCCACGGAGACGGUGUCUCGGCUGUUGAGUAG